Molecule: messenger RNA, 411 nt
Organism: Oikopleura dioica
Lineage: Eukaryota; Metazoa; Chordata; Appendicularia; Copelata; Oikopleuridae
Source: the annotation of a GenBank genome assembly
AUGAGAAAAUCAACGACAUCUUGUGAGGCGAUUUUCGAAGCUUCGAUAAACGAAACCUGCACAGCUUGGAUGGAAACUCAACUAGAAUCAAGCAAUGAAUUAGAGAAUGAAAUCGUUGCUCCGAAUAAUAUUCUCACAACCCUAGCAGCUAUUGGUUCUGUUACAGAAGAAGUUUUUGUUAUCAUUUUCAUCGUUUUUGCUUCGUUAAUUUUAACAUGCAUCGUCACAAAAUACUGUCACGCUUGCUAUUCAAGAUUCAAGAGACACGUUGUGAAGCCAAUUUUACCGACGACAAUUGAAAGAGAAAAUGAUGGAAGAAUAAAUUUUCAAAGAGAUCCGCCGCCAUACAAACCAAUGCCUUUACCUGCAUAUUCUGAGCUUUUUCCCGAUUCUGCCAAGCAAAAGUUCUAA